UUUUCAUUUGCUCUUUUACGAGUCGCUUUGCUUUUUUAACAUAUAUUGAUUUUUUCUCGACUGGUUUAUCCUUUAUCUUAUCUUUUGUAAUUUUUACUGAUGUUAGCGAGUCUCUUCGUUCCCUUCAACUUUAGAAAUCAAUAAACUAAUGUACUUUUUAACCUUUUUUCAGUUGAAAAUGAGCAGAAUAAUUACUCCAUUUUUACAUUUGAGAUGUUCUCCAUUUUUUUCAAAUCCAAGGUUAUUCUCUUCUUCAACUUUUUUACUUUCGUCAAUUUCAAAAGAAGAAGGUUCACAACCUCUGAUUAAACAAGAAUUGUAUUUGGAUGGAAAAGUUGCUAGAUUGGUUUUAAAUUGUCCAAAACGUCGAAAUGCGCUUUCUUUGGAUUUAAUGGAAAGUUUACGCAACGAAUUGAAGGAAUUGGAUAAUAAUAUAAAAAUUCGAACAAUUAUCAUUGCUUCAAAAGGAAAUGUUUUUUCGGCUGGACAUGAUCUUAAUGAACUGACGGCGGAAUCUGGUCCUUCCUCUCACAAAAGAGUAUUCAAUAAAUGUGUUGAAUUAAUGGAGACUAUACAAAAUAUUUCUUUGCCUGUUAUUGCCGAAGUUGAUGGACUAGUAACGGCAGCAGCUACUCAAUUAGUUGGUUCUUGUGAUAUUGUUGCUGCUACUAAAAGAUCUACUUUUUCUUGUCCGGGAAUUAAAAUAGGCCUAUUUUGUAAUACCCCUGGAAUUGCUUUGGCACGUAAUUUACCACGAAAAUUGGCUAUGGAUAUGUUAUUAACUGCCAGAGAAAUAACUGCACAAGAAGCCUUAAAUUUUGGUUUAAUUUCUCGUCUAGUAGAAGAUGGAAAAGCGAAAGAAGAAGUUUUGUCAAUAUCUGAAGAAAUUUGUAAAUAUUCUAGACAUGUUUGUGGCUUAGGGAAGGCUUUCUUUUACACACAAAUUGAACAAAAUAUAGCGACGGCAAACAGACAAGGAGCAACUGUAAUGUGUAAUAAUUUAAAAUUGCCUGAUGCAAAGGAAGGAAUUUCUGCAUUUUUGCAAAAACGGAAACCAAAAUGGGUUGAAUAA
This is a messenger RNA of Meloidogyne enterolobii, 1072 nucleotides long. Lineage: Eukaryota; Metazoa; Nematoda; Chromadorea; Rhabditida; Meloidogynidae. The record is from the annotation of a GenBank genome assembly.